AUUCUAUUCCACCCUAAACAAUCGAACACCGCACUGAAACAGACCUAGAUUUCUACUMGUUAUAGCCUUGGAAACUACUUUCAGACAAAAUUUGAACUUUCAGCAGAUCAAAAUUUUUCAAGCAAAAAAGAUGGAGAAGCAAAAUGGUCACACGAGUAAUGGUACGUUAAAAACAUUUAUUGACAAGCGAAGUGCAGAUUUGGAAGAUGUUAACACWAUGUCACCAGAGCAGAAGAGAAAAGAGAAGAUUUACAUCACGAAGAAUGUAGUGAUCAUAAGYGGCGGUUUUCUCUUUCUCUUUACCGCUUUUCAGUCUCUGCAGAAUCUACAGAGCAGCUUGAAUGCUGACAAAGGUCUGGGAUUGAUAUCACUAUGUGUGAUCUACGCAUCGCUGAUAUUAUCAUGUAUGUUUGUACCGCCGUACAUGAUUGGUCGAUUGGGCUGUAAAUGGGCGUUGGUCGUCUCCAUGAUAAGUUAUGUGCUGUAUACCGUAGCCAACUACUACGUCAAAUACUGGACUCUCAUUCCUGCAUCGAUAUUAGUUGGGCUAUCAGCGGCUCCUCUGUGGUCGUCAAAGUGUGCGUACCUGACAACUUCAGCCAUUAGGUACACAGAACUGAGUAAAGAAACACAAGAAGCUGUUGUCACGAGGUUUUUUGGCAUCUUUUUCUUGAUCUUUCAAAGUGGUCAGAUUUGGGGAAAUCUCAUCUCGUCCAUGGUUUUGCAGCAAGGAGAAGGUGAAGACGUGUUUCGUUCAGAUGCUGGUGAAGUAUGUGGAGCCCGAUAUUGUAAACCACCAGCAACUCUAUACAUCAAUGGUACCAAUAGUACCGGAGCACCUUCGUUUACACCUAAACGACCUUUCGUAAUUACGAUGCUGAGUAUUUACUUUGGUAUUGGUGCUUUUGCUGUCAUCUUCAUCAUCAUUUGUUUGAACAAAUUGACUGGGAAAAUGAGUCGAAAAAAGGAUCAAGAGACUGGAUUAUCUCUUCUUAUUGCUACAGUCCAGCACGUCCGACGGGAUUAUAAAAUGAAGCUUAUUGUUCCAUUGACCUUCUACAGUGGACUUGAACAGGCUUUCAUCUUUGGUGAUUUUACAGCGGCGUUUGUGACUUGYUCUCUGGGCGUCCAUCGAGUCGGUUUUGUCAUGAUCUGUUUUGGAGUCACUGACGCCGCCUUUUCUUUCAUCUUGGGUAAACUUACCCAGUACACUGGGCGCCUUCCAGUCUUUGUCAGCGGUCUUCUUGUGCAUCUCACAGCCAUCAUCACCAUGCUCUUGUGGAGACCAGACCCCAGCCUCGUUUGGGUGUUCUACGUGCUGGCAGCUCUACAGGGAUUUUGUGACGCUAUUUGGCAAACCCAAAUCAAUGCUCUUUAUGGAUGCUAUUUCCCUGACAAUCAAGAAGCUGCUUUCUCUAACUAUCGUCUUUGGGAGUCACUUGGUUUUGUAGUAGCAUUUGCCUAUGGGAACUUCCUUUGCAUUAAUGUCAAGUUGUACAUACUCCUUGGAGUACUGAUCUUGGGCAUGGUGGGGUACUUCGUUGCUGAACUCACUCAUUACAGAGCGGAGAAGAAUUCAUUUUCUGUGAGUCAAACAGCUAAUGACACAGAGUUGGCACARACAAACAAAGCAAUGCAUUCAGAGGAAAAUCUUAAUAAUGUUGCUUAGUAGUUUGAAUAGUUUGWACAUCAGUAUCAUCUGCAUCUUGUGAGGUUGUCCUUUAGCAGCAAGGCCUCUCACUUAAUCCUACUUUUAUCAGUAGCUGACUUUGAAAUCUGAGGGGGAGGGGUGGAUUUAGUUGCAUAGCAAUGGGACUUUUCACUAGAUUAAUUCAUUUCUGCGCCAUGUUAGAAUUAUUCUAUAUAGACAUUUUGCAUAGCCUCUCCCCUAUAAUUUACUCAUGAUGAGUGCAGGGAAAAAUUGCAUGUAUAUAUAAUUAAUUUCGGGCUUUCAAUCUCUAACAAAUACGUAAGCGAUGUUCCUCGUUAUUAUUUUUUAGACUAAGGCACUAGACGUAAAGGGCGUAUUUAUUUAAUAAUGUUUCGAAUUAACUUUAAUUAACUUAACGUAUUAUAAAUUAACUUAAAUUGGUGCUGUAGCAUUAUUUAAAAUUAAMUUUAUGUUUGUGUUUAUGAAGCUCUUGGUGUUGGCCUUGUUGUAUAUAGCAGUAGGUAUCCCAAUGUAUAGAAAUAACAAUUAGACAAAUUGAAAACUGAAAUAAUAUGUCAUCAGUCAAUAAGAUAACUAAGAAGACUAAGUCAUGAAAACGCUAUAACAACAAUAACAUAAGAUGUUAAAAUAAGAUGUAAAGCUAAAAGUCGACGUCAUUGCAUUAAGUUCUAUAAUAACUGCAAUGAUAAAACAUGAAUAUUAACUAAAAUAAUUCUAACAAUUUCACUAACAUAACUACAACGACGUCAUUAACGUAUGACAAAAUUAACUAGUGACGUCAUUAAUGUGUGACUGCAGUGUCGUCAUCAAUGUAUGACUGCAGUGUCGUCAUCAAUGUGUGACUGCAGUGUCGUCAUCAAUAAUGACUAAAAUAACUACUGUGACGUCACUGGAAUUCCUUAUCUGAAUGAGGAAGAUAAUAGUUGAAACACAAAAACACAUCAAUGUAUGAAUAAAAUAACGCGGUUGAUAAAAUUAAGGUGUGACUACGAUUAUAACUUAAUCUACAUUAACGACAGUAACGAUCAUGAUAUGAAAUUACGCUUGACACAGACAGAUCAUCCGGCAAGAUCUUUUUUCUAUUAUAUAUUUUUCUGAUGUCCCAUAACUCCCCAGAGUGAGAUCAGCUCACUACUAUCGAUCGCGAUGCUAAAUAUUUAUACUUCAAUGAUGUCAUCACUAGUAAAACGAAGAAUACACAAAUUUAAUCAAUCCGUAGCAAAAUCAMCUGAAAUACUUAGAUAAUAAUGAUGUAAAAUUUUUACUGCGGCAAUGAAAAAAAGACGAUCGAAACAUUUAUCGAACUCGCUAUUGCAUAGCCUGCGUACAUUUCUGAAUACGACAGUGGUUAUCUAUAUACAAUAAACACUCGAGCUAAGUGAUGAGUGACGAUGAGGAAGGAUUUUCUAAAGGAAAACCUUGUAAUAAAGAAUUUUUUACAGUUUAUAUCUGAAAUUGGUAUUCACUCUCUUGUUUGAGGCUGAUUGUUUCACCGUACAUAUAAACUAUUCAGGAUUUCAAGUGUGUCCCUGUGGAUGAAAUUUAAAAUUAGGAAUCCAUGCUUGUUUGAUCCGUGAUCUAAAGACGGAAAAUACGGAAUCCAGUAUCAUUAUGUAUUUCAAAUAUACUAGAGUCUAAGGAUAGACCAUAAAUACAUUCUAUAACUCUUUUUAAUUUGUAUAAAUAAAAUGGGGUUCUAACUAAUGAAAUAUUGGUCACUUGUGUAACAUGAAACAAAAUAAAAUUGGUAUAAAAUA
Exaiptasia diaphana is the source of this 3429-nucleotide messenger RNA. RefSeq names its product protein unc-93 homolog A. The transcript has 8 exons. Bases 131 to 1669 code for a protein of 512 amino acids. The record is from RefSeq and is a predicted model, not a curated record. NCBI's taxonomy places the organism in Eukaryota, Metazoa, Cnidaria, Anthozoa, Actiniaria, Aiptasiidae.